CCCCACUCCGCCACACCACAACAGUUGUCUCGUCGCACAUACACACGCACUACGAAAUUCGUCGUACGUACAGGUUAUAGCCUAGUUAAAGAUUAGGGGUUCGUAUUUGGUUCAUUGUUUUCCUUCAAGUGGAAUUUCACAACCUGCUGUCAUGUCGGACUGGGAUACUGUCACUAUUCUUAAAAAGAGACCUCAGAAAGCCUCAGCUGCGAAAAGUGAACAGGCUGUGAAUGCUGCUCGUCGACAGGGUGUGGCAGUCGAUACCCAACAAAAAUGGGGAGGUGGUCAAAAUAAGCACACUGUUACAACAAAAAAUACAGCAAAACUUGACAGAGAGACAGAAGAGUUGAAGCAUGAUAAAGUUCCACUGGAUAUCGGGAAGCUCAUCAUGCAGGGGCGACAGUCCAAGGGCUGGAGCCAGAAAGACCUGGCUACUAAAGUUUGCGAGAAGCCUCAAAUUGUAAAUGAUUACGAAGCUGGGCGAGGUAUUCCUAACCAGGUUGUUUUGGGAAAGAUCGAAAGAGCCAUUGGUAUAAAAUUGCGUGGAAAGGACCUGGGCCAACCCCUCCCGCCCCCUGGGACCAAGAAGUAACUGUCCCUGGGGGCUUAGAAGAAGCUUCACCGUCCUGCUACACCCUUUGUGCAUGGACUGAUUGUCACUUUGUUUUGACAAGUUUGCAGUUUGAGGUGUCAAGCAUAAUUCAACUUUUUAAUACUUUUUUUUGAAUUAACAAGAUCUCUACUGGCAUUUUUGAUGGCAAGAUAAAGUUGAAUCAUAGGGACCAUUAUUGUUGAAUUGCACUGUUUCUGUUAAAAUUGCAAGUCAUUUGGUCUCAUCAAGCCUGUAAUAUUUUGUUGUCAUUAAAUGUAGCACCACAAUGUGCAUGAAUUGUUCCACAUUGAAAAAUAAGAAAUUUCCUUUAAACAAUA
Frankliniella occidentalis (western flower thrips) is the source of this 930-nucleotide messenger RNA. RefSeq names its product endothelial differentiation-related factor 1 homolog (gene mbf1). The record is from RefSeq and is a predicted model, not a curated record. The transcript is spliced from 5 exons. Gene Ontology annotation, molecular function: DNA binding. Bases 152 to 592 code for a protein of 146 amino acids. Gene Ontology annotation, cellular component: nucleus. NCBI's taxonomy places the organism in Eukaryota, Metazoa, Arthropoda, Insecta, Thysanoptera, Thripidae.